Messenger RNA from Protopterus annectens (West African lungfish), 5777 nucleotides. RefSeq names its product DNA (cytosine-5)-methyltransferase 3B-like. Bases 337 to 2826 code for a protein of 829 amino acids. Gene Ontology annotation, molecular function: DNA binding; DNA (cytosine-5-)-methyltransferase activity, acting on CpG substrates. Lineage: Eukaryota; Metazoa; Chordata; Ceratodontiformes; Protopteridae. The transcript has 22 exons. Gene Ontology annotation, biological process: negative regulation of transcription by RNA polymerase II. Gene Ontology annotation, cellular component: nucleus. The record is from RefSeq and is a predicted model, not a curated record.
GCUGCCGUCCCUGUGCUCUGACUGCUGAACUUGGUGAUUGCACACUGAAGGGUUAACGUCAGAGUAAAUGUAGCACCGAGCUGAGGAGGCUGAGAUUCGAGACCCGGGAAAAGUCACGCCUGGAUACACACAGUGGGAGUGCGAGGAGCUGGAAUAAGCUGUAUAACACGCCCUCGAGACUUGUGCGCGAGCCGUCCAGCUGCAGUCCAGCUGCCCAGGUCAUCACACAGAGGUUUGACCCUGCCCGACAGCGACAGAACUAGACGCGUCCUUUCCUUUCAUCCACAAGCUCCAGUGCGGACACAGGGUGAGAGUUACCUGCAGUAAUACCCAACAAUGCCGUCAAGUAUAAAUCCUCCAAAGAUAAUCUCCAAUGGCAGUGUAACAAUAGAACAGGGGCUGAUGAAUGGAGACUGUCACAGUGAAGACGGGGCAUCAGAAUACAGCGAAGAACUUGAACUCAGUAGCAGCAGUAAUGGUGACACUCACAAUGAUAAUGGGGCACCACACUUUUUGCAAACCUCACAGCAGAAUGGGAGCCCCAUCGAAAAAGGAAAGAUCUUGAAGUCUUCCGCCAACGGACAUAAAAGAAUGCGAAAAGGCAAUGGUGACAUCGCCUGGCAACUUAGUUUUUCAGAGGCCAGAAAACGUGGUGCUGUUGGAUGGGAGAGUAGCCUGAGGCAGAGACCUCCCCCUCGAACUAUAUAUCAGGCAGGAUUAGACUUUCGUAGCAAGAAAAGAAAAGAAGACCAAAGCUUGAAAAACAGGAAGAACCUUAAUGGACCUGUGAAUUAUAACCAACACUCAGGUUCAGUUACAGCACAUUUACCAGACAACUCCUUCAUUGAUCUCGUUGAGGAAGAAGAUUCGAAUGUGUCAUCUCAAAGUAGUACUACGGGUACAAGUCAGGAAACAAGUGACUCAACAAACUUUGCACAUAACACGCAAAAGAAUGAACAAAACAGCAUUCCUGAGUAUCAGGAUGGCAAGAGCUUUGGAGUUGGAGAGCUUGUAUGGGGAAAAAUCAAGGGUUUUUCGUGGUGGCCAGCAAUAGUUGUCACGUGGCGGGUCACAGCUAUGCGACAGGCUGCUACUGGAAUGAGGUGGCUGCAGUGGUUUGGAGAUGGUAAAUUUUCUGAGGUAUCAGCAGAUAAACUCGUACACUUGGCAGCAUUCACUCAAUACUUGAAUAGCUCAUCGCUCUCAAAGCUGGUCUCCUACAAGAGAGCCAUUUACCAAGCACUAGAGGAAGCCAGUAUCAGAGCAGGGAAGAAAUUUCCUGAUAAUGGCCAGGUCUGUUUAGAUGACAAACUAAAGCCAAUGAUGGACUGGGCAUCUGGAGGUUUUCAACCUAAAGGGUCUGAAGGACUGAAACCCCCAAAGAAUCAAGAGAACAGGAUAAUGAAGCCUCACUUUAUGGAGACACACAUCCCUGAAUAUUGUCCUCCAGCAAAACGUCAGAAAACAAGUGUGUACAAGAGUUCAAAGGAGAAAGUUGAAGAGGAUCAAAACAGAGAACGAUUGGUACAGGAAGUUAUGCAAAACAACCGAAGUUUGGAAGAUUUCUGCCUGGCCUGUGGAAGUUCACGAAGCAUUACUUGUCACCCCCUCUUUGAAGGCGGCCUGUGUGAAGUCUGUAAGGAUGCUUUCUUGGAGACCCUCUAUAUGUAUGAUGAUGAUGGCUACCAGUCCUAUUGUACGAUUUGUUGUGGGGGAGGGGAGCUUCUAUUGUGUGAAAAUGUCAAUUGCUGUAGAUGUUUUUGUGUGGACUGUAUUGACAUUUUGGUGAAGCCGGGAGCAGCAGCUGAGGCUAAGGAACAGCACCCAUGGAGUUGUUAUAUGUGUCUUCCACAUAAAAGCUAUGGAAUUUUGCAGAGGCGGAAGGACUGGAACUUAAAGCUGCAAGAGUUCUUUGCUAGUGAUAAUGGUCAAGAAUACGAAGCUCCCAAAAUGUACCCUGCAGUACCUGCGGAACAAAGAAGGCCAGUAAAGGUGCUCUCACUGUUCGAUGGAAUUGCAACAGGUUAUUUAGUCCUAAAGGAUCUAGGCUUUAAAGUAGAUGUGUAUAUAGCAUCAGAGAUCUGUCCAGAUUCUAUAGCAGUUGGAACUAUCCGGCAUGAAGGAAAGAUUACAUAUGUGCAUGACGUCAGGAACAUAACGAAAAAGAACCUUGAAGACUGGGGUCCGUUUGAUUUGGUUAUUGGAGGAAGCCCUUGCAAUGACCUGUCUAUUGUCAAUCCAGCAAGGAAAGGGCUGUAUGAGGGUACAGGACGACUUUUCUUUGAGUUUUACCGACUUCUCAAUAUAGCUAAACCCAAAGAAUAUGAAAACAGGCCUUUCUUCUGGAUGUUUGAGAAUGUCGUGGCCAUGAGUGUAAAUGAUAAACGAGACAUCUCCCGAUUCCUAGAGUGUAAUCCUGUAAUGAUUGAUGCCAUUGAGGUGUCUGCUGCCCGCAGAGCCCGGUACUUUUGGGGAAACUUACCAGGAAUGAACAGGCCGCUCGUAGCAUCACAGACUGAUAAGCUUGAACUUCAGGACUGUCUUGAACACAGCAGGAUAGCAAAGAUUUCAAAAAUUCGAACUGUUACAACUCGGUCAAACUCCAUAAGACAAGGAAAGGAACAGAAUUUCCCAGUUAUCAUGAAUGGGAAGGAGGAUAUGCUAUGGCCUAGUGAGCUAGAAAGGAUUUUUGGCUUUCCUGUUCAUUACACAGAUAUGUGCAACAUGGGACGUAAUGCACGCCAAAAGCUCUUAGGACGAUCCUGGAGUGUCCCUGUCAUUCGGCAUUUGUUUGCUCCACUUAAGGAUUAUUUUGCUUGUGAAUAACCAACAGGAAUCAUUACAAGGGCUGCACUAUCCUUUUGUUCAUUCAUCAAGCAGAUAUAAAGAGUGGAGUCCCAUCACAGAAGUAAACGGAAUACAGAGAGCAAGUCACAAAACCAUAUCUUUCUGGAGAAGAACUGGCCAUUGACUGGUGUUGCAUUAAGUUAAAUAUAGUGAAAGUUCCAUUGUGGUGGUGAUGUGAACUGGAUCUGGAGUAUUUAUGCUCACCUUUACCAUAAUUUCAGAUUUGUUAAUGCAGUUUAACUGCAGAACUUGGAUAAUGUGCUUCUACCAUGAGAACACCUUUCAUUUAUAACUGAUUCCAGUUAUAAUACUUAUAUGUGCAAACUGGCAACUAAGGACACAGGAACAGAAUUUCAAGCUAUACAACCUUUCCAUACUGUUGUGUUUUUGUCAUUAUCAGAUUUUUUUUUUUGCCUGCUUGUGUCAAACAGAUUUGUAUUUUUUGGAUGAUUCUGCUAGAAAAUCUUCACUGGCAAUGAUUUUUUCAAAUACAAGUGUAGUAUAAGAGGUAGAAAACAACCUUCUAAUGUCUAGACACAACGGUGACUUUUAAAAACAAUAUCAGAACUACUGCUAGUUAAGUACAUACUCAUAAGUCAAAAGUAUGUUCACAAGAAAAGUUGUGAGAGAUUUUUUUUUAAUGUAUAUGUGUCAGUGGUGGGAGUUUUUUCCCCUGAAAGUCUAGCAUACUGUGUAUUUGUGCUGUUUGUAUUGCAACAUGCAUUCUUGAUUGGCCACCUACAAAAUAGUGAGAAUUUCUUUCUAAACAAAAUAACGUUUAGGUAGUGUGUUGAAACAGUUCAAUGAUGGGAGGUAUAAAGAAACUGUGAGAUUUAUCAGGAACUUGUUUUCUGACAGUGAAAGCCAGUGAGUUAACAAAGCAUGUUACAGCCAUGACUCUCUGAGGUCAUUUUAGUGUGAAUGUUUUGGUGUGAAUUUGCAGAUAAUUACAGCUGGGUGGUAGGAGAUCUCACAAUGCACAACAACACUGGUCCAUUGUUAAAGGGAAGCACUUAUGAACUAUGGCCCUUGUAAUCAGGUAGCCUGUGAAAACACUUUGAAUUAGUUUAUUAGGUUUACCAGUACUUGAUGGCAAUCUAGAAAGCAAAUGCCACAACAGUUCUACACUGUCACCAUUUCUAUUAUGCUUUAUAACACUAGUGCUAAGUACAGCUGUCCGUCUUAAUGAUAACAUUUUGACGGUGCAUACUUUGUGUGAAUCUCAAACCUGCUGCUGUGUAAUACUUUAAAAUUAAAAAAUAGUAAAGAAAAAUCACAGAGACUACAACAAACCUUUAUUAAAACACAGAAUUAUUGGUAAGCAUUUGCGUAGUACACCACUACUAUUCAUGUAGUGCAAGUAGUUGAGGAACAUCAUAUGCAUUAACUUUAACACACUGCAACUGGAUAAUAGAUGUGAACUCAGUUCUCUUAUAGCAGUUUUGAGACUUACAUUAAGUCUUUCCAGUAUGACACUAAUAUCGUGUUUUUAUAAACAUUUUUGAUAUGAGGAACAUGCUGUAUUUGAUCACACAUUGGUCGAAGCAGUUUUUAAAACUACAACGUUGGAAUGCACAGCAGACAGCCUAUCAGUGCUGAACAAGUUAUCAUCAUAUAAGGCAGUCUAGAUGUCUGCCCAUUACAGGUAAAUAGUUUAGAAGUUUAGAAAACAACUUUUUUAAGAAAUCAGAAUGAUGUUUUUUUUUUUAAUCUGGUCUGUUCAUUUUAAUUGUUAGUAGCUCUAGAAUGUCUCAUUCAUGAGAACUUAAGUGUAAGGCAUAUAUAUGGUUAUAUAGGUCAUAAAUACUGCCUUUUGAAGAGUUUUUUUUUUUUUUUUUUGAUUUGAAUGUUAGUGUAAGGUGAAAAGAAAGAAUACAUAUUGUACAUACAGAGAAUGUGUAAGAGUUUGCUAUAGGAGGUAAAUAUUGUAUGUUUGCGCCAGCACUGCCAUUUUAUGUGAAACUCAUGCAAAAUGUCAUGAAGUGCAUACAUCAUAAUGAUGUAACAUACGCAUCUGUGAUAGGUUGUCAUCCAAGUGGAUUCCAAGCACCGAGCCCCCUUUUCAUUACUUAACAUAAGAAAGGAGCACGUGAUUUAGGUAAUCAUGUCAGGUAGCCUUUAAGAUACAGUGAUUGCUGAUUCUUUCCUUUUGAAAACUGGUUGUAGAAGUCUUUCAGCUGUGAGUUGCUGAGUCCUUGUAGGCAGUAAGAGCGUGAGAAUGCCAAUCUUGUAAUUGUCACUAAUGCAGAAUCUUGGAUAUGUUCAACUAAGGAGCUGCAGUGUCAAAGAAGUGUUAAUGUGAGAUACUUGAAUAGAUUUGGCAUGAAGUGUGAUGUGGCAAAUAAGCAUGUCCCAGCACAUGUACUUCUCACUGUCCUUGACAAAUGUUUAAUAUUAAUAUUUGAGAGACUGACCCAAAAACUCUUGACAUCAUUUUGCCUCAGGGACCCCACUGAAAGCAUGCGUCAUCUCAGCUGGGAUACACAUUUUAAUUGUAUUCUUAAAGUUUACAUAUUCUUAAAGUAACAUGGAUUUUUUUAUAAAUCCAGACAUUUUCUGUACAUUGCAGUAAACGGUUAUAUAUAUUUUAAAUUAUACCCAGUGACCAAAUGUGACAAGAAGUUCCAUUCUUGGGGCAUGAUUUGCAGGGGAUUGCACCAUUUAUGGGCUGCAUUCAUUUUUUUCUAUUUACAUAUUUAACAUUUACUAUGCUAAUAUUUAACUUUAUAGAGUAAAUAACCAAACAUUGAAAAUAUAAUCUUUUUUAUUUCUUCUUAACAUAGUUGAAAAAGAUCCUCUGUAAACACUAGCCCUUUUUGUGACAACUCUGCUGACUUUUUAAUACUUGUAUUCAAAAGUAUUAUUUUUAAGAUCUUUUACUGUAAUGUUGGAGUGAAUUUUAAAAAUAUUUUAAAGCAUUUAUAACUUUA